UCUUUCAUUUUCAACAUACAGCACUUUCACGAAGGAGAUCGUUGUGAGCAUUGUUGCACGUGUACAACCAUGCGUACCCUGGUUCUCCUCGCUCUGGUAGCAUCAGCUUCCUGCCAGGAGUACUUCCGGCAACCGGAGAAAAUCGUAAACGAGAAUAGAGAUCUAGGUGACAAUCGCGGACACUAUUCCUUCACUUACGAAACAGAGGGUGGUAUAGUACAAAAAGAAAUCGGCAGCCGGAAGUAUGCUGGCACACCAUCGGAAACACAGUUGAUCCAAGGAUCAGUGCAAUACAAUGCUCCAGAUGGUACACCAAUAGCCAUCAGUUGGACGGCUGAUGAGUUUGGUGCUCAAGUAGCUGGUACUCAUAUACCAACACCUCCACCGAUACCACCAGCCAUUCAAAGGGCACUUGAGUGGAUUGCUAAACAACCAUCAACGCCGGAACCGGAAGAAGCUGCUAAAGAUUCGCCCAGUCAACAAAACGCUGUUCCUGUUAAUAAUAAUCGGCAGUACAAAUCGUUACGACCUAAUCAACGAAACUGAUUUAAUCAUUGAUAAUGAGAAUUGAAAUUUGAUUUUAGGAUCUUUUUUCAUUUUAUUGAAAUUGGAGCAGCGUGGGCUCACUGGUGGCACAUAUUAAAAUUUAAUACGUUCACAGUUUAACAAUGAAAUGAAAAUUAAGAAUCUAAAUUACUAUUAAUAAUUGUCAGUUUUCUAAAUUACAAAGUUAUGAUUAGUGACAAUCGCUAUCAAAGUGUGAAUUAAUUAUAACAUUGAUUUAAAUUAUUGUUGGCAUAUGAACAUUCAGUGUAUACAGGGUGUCCUCAAAAUAAUGUCCAAUCUAUAAAUUGCUAAUUCUCUAUGUUAAAAUAAAUUUAAGAAAUUUCUUUAAUAUGUAUCUUGCAAUUUUUUAUGUAAAUAAUUGGGAAUUUAGUAUUUAUAUAAUUUUUGAAUUGUACAUUAGUUUUGAUACACUCUGUAUAAUUUCUAAUUCUGGAUUCUUGUGACUGUAUUGUGAGUCAUCAGAACUGUGAACGUCUUAAUAUAAUUGAAUAGCUAAAAGUAAAAGAAAAUUAAAAGUAUUAUUAAUAUUAAAUGAAAGAUGAAGUGGUUGUGUCUCGAAUUUUGAUUAUAAUUAAAGCGUGCAAUAUUUCUAUAAAUAUGCAAAAGACUUUUGUUUAAAAAUUUGAAUAUCCAUGAAGGAAUUAACCCCUUCAGAGAAAUAUAGAAAGCUAGAAAGUUUAAAAAAAUAAUGUAAAAGAACUGAAAUAAAUAAAAAAAUUUUCUUAUUAUUUGUAAUUCAUAUAACAUGAAAAUUUUAUGAAAGGGUUAAAUAUCACUUAAAGUUCAAUAUACAAAAGAUUCAUAUUUCUAUAAAAAAUUUAAUUGCCCAAUUUCAACCACAUUUACAUAGAACAGUAAAUCGUUAGUAGGUUCGUAAUCGACAUAUUGUGAUCUCAUGAAUAAACCUGUGAAGGAAAUUAUUAUAAUAAAAAUUGUAAUGAUUUUCUGUUCAAUCAAUUCCUUAUGUAAUUCUGUGAUUAGAGGAAAGUAGAAAUAUUUUCAUCGUACAUAAAUUUUGCAAAAUACAAAAUAUUUCUCUGUAUUUUUUAUUUUUUUAUUUUCCAUAUCAUCAAUCGUAAAUGUUUUCACGAGCAAAAAAAUGUUUUUAUACGGUGUAUAUUACACGAGAACUGAUAUCAGUAAUGGAAAAUAAAUAAAAGUAUGGACAUUUAUGUGAAAUAUUUAUUACUCACGUGGUAUUUGAUGAAGUCACUGAUUUUUUUGUUGAUCACUGACUUUCAAUCACAUUGGUCUCGCUUAGCUGUGAAAUUUACAUAAAUUCCAGUAUGAAUGAUCAUUAUGUCGAUGACAUUUAGUUAGUUAAAUAAACAAUAUUUCGGUUGUAGAAAACAUAAU
Messenger RNA from Osmia bicornis bicornis, 1923 nucleotides. RefSeq names its product endocuticle structural glycoprotein SgAbd-4-like (gene CPR17). Gene Ontology annotation, cellular component: chitin-based extracellular matrix. The transcript has 2 exons. The record is from RefSeq and is a predicted model, not a curated record. Gene Ontology annotation, molecular function: structural constituent of chitin-based larval cuticle. Bases 70 to 546 code for a protein of 158 amino acids. NCBI's taxonomy places the organism in Eukaryota, Metazoa, Arthropoda, Insecta, Hymenoptera, Megachilidae.